AUGGAUUCCAAACCGCUAUCCAAAGAUUCUAUGCAAUCAACAUGGCGCACAGCCCCUCGCAGCGAGUGGAACAUCAGCCAUUACCUACUAGAUGCGCUCAACGCCCACCCCAUCGACCUAAACACGGAGAUACCGGUGCAUAGCAAAGACGAGAAAGUGCCAUACAUGCCCCAGUGGUAUCUCCAACGCUGGGUGCUCUUCUACUCAUCCAUCCCCCUUAUCCUCCACGAGACCUACAUGGCCUUCACCGGCCGCACUAUCGGCCCAAUCGCCGCCUUCAACUUCUACUUCUUUGCCUUCAACGCGACAGUAAUCUACCAAGUGCACAUCCUCCGGCGUCUCGGCCACAAGUACGGCUUCCUAGACGGCGACAAGCACGCACGGGACGGAGUCCCUGACGUCGGCGUCGCCAAAGUAGUAGCCUCCCUGUACAAAACCACGGGAUCCCGAAUGAUCCUCUCAAUCUUCCUCUCCUACAACCAUACCCAAAGACCCUCACAGCUGUCCUGGAUCUGGCUCCCUCUCGAAAUCGGGCUAUACGGCAUCGUCCUGGAUUUCUGGUUCUACUGGUACCACCGGCUGAUGCAUGACGUGAGCUAUCUAUGGAAAUACCACCGAACACACCACUUGACCAAACACCCGAACCCGCUCCUCGCCGCGUACGCGGACCAUGAACAGGAAUUCUUUGAUAUGGUCGGCGUACCGGUAAUGACGUACUUUAGUUUGAAACUGUUUGGCUUGCCGAUGGGGUUCUACGAGUGGUGGAUUUGUCAUGAAUAUGUCGCGUUUGCGGAGGUUUUUGGUCAUAGUGGACUGCGGAUGCAUUCGGGUGUGCCGUCGACGCUGAACUGGCUGCUGCAGAUGUUUAGUGCGGAGAUUGUUAUUGAGGACCACGAUUUGCAUCAUCGGAAAGGUUGGCGGAAGAGUUACAAUUAUGGUAAGCAGACGAGGCUGUGGGAUCGGGUUUUUGGGACUUGUAUGGAGCGCAUUGAGUCCGUGGAAGGGAAUGUGGAUUAUGAGAAUACGGCGAGCAUGCCUUUGUUCUAG
Molecule: messenger RNA, 1047 nt
Organism: Penicillium expansum
Lineage: Eukaryota; Fungi; Ascomycota; Eurotiomycetes; Eurotiales; Aspergillaceae
Product: sterol desaturase family protein
Exons: 1
Coding region: 1-1047 (348 amino acids)
Biological process (GO): ergosterol biosynthetic process
Molecular function (GO): iron ion binding; C-4 methylsterol oxidase activity
Source: RefSeq, a predicted model, not a curated record